AUGCGUACUCACGCCCUUAUCACAAAGUAUACGGCGCUUCGCAGUUUCUACACAGCCCAGACAUUUGAUUUGCCGUUGUACGACAAAACAGGAGCGUACACUGGCAUCCUCCAAGAGGCCUAUCUCGAUUACAAGGCCAUCCUUGGAUCAAUCCAGAUACUUGCGUUUGACUUUGCCGAGGGCACAAAGGCUCUCGUCGCCAAUCCCCGUAGUGCCAAAGCUAUCACGUCAGCGAAUCAGACGGAGAAAGAGAGCACCAGUCAGGAAGUUCCUCCGGCUACAGAAGUCGCAUCUGAAGACGGUAGCAUCGUUGACUUGAAUGCCACCGUUGCCACUCAAGGAAAACCCGGGAAUGUGCCCAAAGUUAUCACAGUGCCUCCACCAACCAUUGGAGAGCCUUUUUUGCCGACCAUUGAGGGACUCGAGGAGGCACGUCUCAAGUGCCGCUUCAUGAUGAGCCGCAUCAUACAGGAGAUCGACAACAUCACUAUCAAGCCGGAGAUUGCGGUGGAUGAGUCAAGGUUACUGCCGUAUCUCAGCCCAUUCUUGUUCAAGAUGCUGCUACCCAUCGGCGUACCACUACCAGCUCAGGCCAAUCAGGCUGACCAGGCUGUUGUUGCGUCAAAUGCUAACCCUGAUAAGUUGGCCAACAAGUACAUGGGUGCAGUAGCAUAG
Messenger RNA from Alternaria arborescens, 675 nucleotides. RefSeq lists its product as hypothetical. The transcript has 3 exons. The record is from RefSeq and is a predicted model, not a curated record. Lineage: Eukaryota; Fungi; Ascomycota; Dothideomycetes; Pleosporales; Pleosporaceae. Bases 1 to 675 code for a protein of 224 amino acids.